CAUGGAUGCCAGAAAUAAUAUGACAAAAGCUCAACUUUUAGCAAAAAUUAAUGAAUUAACAACAACGUUCGAAGAACAAAAAAAUGAAAUGAAAAAAACGUUCGAGGAACAAAAAAAUGAAAUGAAAAAAACCCAUACUAACGAAAUCAGUCUUUACC
Racocetra persica is the source of this 158-nucleotide messenger RNA. The record is from the annotation of a GenBank genome assembly. NCBI's taxonomy places the organism in Eukaryota, Fungi, Glomeromycota, Glomeromycetes, Diversisporales, Gigasporaceae.